AUGAGGACGAGGACGCGCGCGAACGACGCGAAGGCGAGCGAACGCGCGGCGCCGGACGCGGCGCGGAUCGAAUGGCGACAAAAGCUCAGCAUCGCGUGUGUGAUGCUCGCGGUGUUUCUGCACCUGCUUGGAUUUACGGUGACGGGGCCGAUCACGCCCGGUUUGGUGCGACGGUUCGGCGUCGCGGCGGAGAACGUGGGAUAUCUCACGAGCGCGUAUCCGCUCGGGAUGUUCGGAGCGCUCUUUUUUUGGCCGCAGUUGAGCGACAAGGUUGGUCGGAAACCGAUCAUCGUGUUGAGUUUGAUGGGAGUAGGGAUAGGGUUGAUUUUGCAAGGGUUGUGUGUGCGAUCUGGGGCGUCGUUCGAGACGUUUUUGCUCUUGCGCGUGCUGAGCGGCGCGUUCGCGGGGGCGAGUCCGGUGGUGAAGGCGUAUCUCGCCGACGCUUCGACGCCAGAAUUUUUGCCACAGCUCAUGGCGUGGCGCGAGGCGUCGUGCACGCUGGCGUUUAUCGUCGGGCCGACGUUGGGAGGGGUGUUGUUCGCCGGAUUUAGUCUGAGCGCGGCGAUUAGCGUGACCGGUUGGGCGAGCGUCGCGGCGGCGACGUUGGUGCUCUUAUUCAUGACGCCGCCGCAAGCGAUGAAGGCGUCGAUGCGAGAGACGACGGAAGGCGAUGUCGACGAUGCGUCAGAGUUGGAAAAAGAUAAAGUCGACGAAGGUAAGCCCAGCGCCGCUUAUGCGACGCCUUCGAGUCCCAUUGCGGGCGUUCCGACGCAGACGACGCUUCCGAAGACGUCGCUUCCUGGCGUAUACGACCCCGACGCGCUGAGUUGUCCGCUCGGGCAGCAAUACCUGCCAGCGGUCGCGACGAUUUGUAUGACGAGUUUCCUGUACAACGCCGGUCAGAGCACGUUUGAUUCGUUCUUUCCGCUCUUACUGUCAAAGAAGCUCUCCAUGGCGCCGACGCAAAUCGGCGCCUUGCUCACCGCGUUGUCUGCCGUCUCUUUGACGGUUAGCGCGACGCUAUUCGCGCCGACGCAAAAGCUAUUUGGACUCACAAAAACAACAGUCAUCGGUUUGACUCUCGUCGCCACCGGUCUCGUCGCGAUCGGUCAAGCGGCGCCCGCAUUGGUGCCGCCCGCCGCCUUCGUCUACGUCGCCGGUUUGCCGCUGUUUACGCCCGCUAUCCCGAUCCUUCUCAUGCAAUGCGUGCCACCAACGAGACGUGGUACCGUCAUGGGUGUUGAUUCAGCCAUCAAUGCCGUCGCUCGCAUCAUCGCGCCGAUCGUUUUCGGCAAGUUGUUUGCCGCAGAUCCCGCGUACGCGUUCGUCGGCGCCGGCGUCGUCGUUGCGUGCGCGGCCAUUCUCGUUCUCACUCGGCGUUUCAUCGUGCUCCAACUCGUCAGCAAACGCGACGGCGUGAACGCGCGAGCGUGA
Messenger RNA from Ostreococcus lucimarinus CCE9901, 1434 nucleotides. Its product is annotated as MFS family transporter: multidrug efflux. Gene Ontology annotation, biological process: transmembrane transport. The record is from RefSeq and is a predicted model, not a curated record. Bases 1 to 1434 code for a protein of 477 amino acids. NCBI's taxonomy places the organism in Eukaryota, Viridiplantae, Chlorophyta, Mamiellophyceae, Mamiellales, Bathycoccaceae. The transcript has a single exon. Gene Ontology annotation, molecular function: transmembrane transporter activity.